AUGGAAUCUUGUACGAAAGAGCAAGAAGAGCAGCUAUUACAAGAUGAGAAGUUUAUUUAUUCAUCUGCUAAUAUCAGAAUGGGAUACCCAGAUAUGAUAAAGAUUGGAGAUUCAACACUUGGCCACUUUGAAUACAUCCAGAUUAAUGUUAAUAAACAAACGGAGAAAGAGAUAAUGAGAAUUCCCUUUUGAAGCAAUGCCUUUAUUGUAACAAAUUUCAAGAUGGAUCAAAUAAAUUGGCAGAAUAAUAUUAAAACUGCAAUUACUAAUCUGAGAAAGAGAAAAAUACUUAGCUUUGAAAUAAAGGGGUCUCAUAAUAAAAUUUUAACUCAAGUUGUGAACCAUAAGAUAAGUCGUGCUCUGAGCUUAACUCAUCAAUGAUUAAAUAGAUGAUUCUUUGAAGGGCUUAUUCUCAAGCAAAGACAUUUACUCAGAAUAUUUUCUUGUUGUGACAGAGUAAAGAGAUUGUUCAUAAGUUGAUGCAAGCUUGAAGAAAUAGUAAAACCUUAUUCAUUUCAAAACAAUUCUCGUUUAAAAAUAUUUGGAAUUGAUAAAAUUACAACUCUCACUGGAGAAGAUUGGUCAGUCGAUGAUGGAAUCCUAUCAUCAAUCCUCAAGUUGAUUAAUAUCUCAUCUUUAAAGAAGUCAGUCAACCAAAUUUCUAUCGGCAAAGGCUUAGACCAUGACAAAGUGAUGAAACUACGCAAAGAUACCGACCUCGAGAACAUCUAUUUCCACAUAAACUAAGCCAUAAAAAUUCACCUAAUAAUCCCCUUAAUACAUACUUUCA
Messenger RNA from Moneuplotes crassus, 790 nucleotides. NCBI's taxonomy places the organism in Eukaryota, Ciliophora, Spirotrichea, Euplotida, Euplotidae. The record is from the annotation of a GenBank genome assembly.